CUUCAAUGGCUUUUAGACAACUAUGAAACUGCAGAAGGAGUGAGCCUUCCAAGAAGUACCCUUUACAACCAUUACUUACGACAUUGUCAGGAACACAAGUUGGAUCCGGUCAAUGCUGCCUCCUUUGGAAAACUCAUACGAUCAAUCUUCAUGGGAUUACGGACCAGAAGACUUGGAACUAGGGGGAACUCCAAAUAUCAUUACUACGGGAUUCGUGUCAAGCCGGACUCUCCUCUUAAUCGACUACAAGAGGACAUGCAAUAUAUGGCUAUGAGACAACAACCCAUGCAGCAGAAACAGAGGUAUAAGCCUAUGCAGAAAGUGGAUGGAGUUGCAGAUGGCUUCACAGGAAGUGGUCAACAGACAGGCACAUCUGUUGAACAAACUGUAAUUGCCCAAAGUCAACAUCAUCAACAGUUUUUAGAUGCAUCUCGAGUACUUCCAGAGUUUGGAGAAGUUGAAAUAUCUUCUCUACCAGAUGGUACUACCUUUGAGGACAUCAAAUCACUGCAAAGUCUUUAUCGAGAGCACUGUGAGGCAAUACUGGAUGUGGUUGUGAAUCUUCAGUUCAGCCUGAUAGAAAAAUUGUGGCAAACUUUCUGGCGCUAUUCUCCCUCUGCUCCAUCUGAUGGCACUACUAUUACUGAACCAAGCAAUCUGAGUGAAAUAGAAAGUCGACUUCCAAAAGCAAAGCUGAUUACUCUGUGCAAGAAUGAGUCUAUUCUGAAAUGGAUGUGUAACUGUGACCAUGUGAUGUACCAGGCUUUGGUGGAGAUUCUCAUUCCUGAUGUCCUUAGACCUAUUCCUAGUGCCUUGACCCAAGCCAUUCGCAAUUUUGCAAAAAGCCUUGAAGGCUGGCUUUCAAAUGCCAUGAACAAUAUUCCACAGAGGAUGAUACAAACCAAGGUUGCCGCUGUAAGUGCCUUUGCCCAGACUCUGCGAAGAUACACAUCUCUUAAUCACCUGGCUCAAGCAGCUCGAGCUGUGCUUCAAAAUACUUCUCAAAUCAACCAGAUGCUCAAUGAUCUUAACCGUGUUGAUUUUGCCAAUGUUCAGGAGCAGGCUUCCUGGGUGUGCCAGUGUGAUGACAACAUGGUUCAGAGACUAGAAACAGAUUUCAAGAUGACUCUUCAACAGCAGAGCACUCUGGAGCAGUGGGCUGCCUGGCUUGAUAAUGUAAUGAUGCAAGCAUUGAAACCAUAUGAAGGAAGACCCAGCUUUCCUAAAGCAGCACGGCAAUUUCUGUUAAAAUGGUCUUUCUACAGCUCAAUGGUGAUUCGAGAUUUAACCUUGCGCAGUGCUGCUAGCUUUGGCUCUUUCCAUCUGAUCCGCUUGCUUUACGAUGAAUACAUGUUUUACUUAGUAGAGCAUCGUGUUGCUCAGGCAACAGGAGAGACACCUAUUGCAGUUAUGGGAGAGUUUGGUGAUUUAAAUGCUGUGUCCCCUGGAAAUAUGGAUAAAGAUGAGGGCAGCGAAGUUGAAAGUGAAAUAGAUGAAGAGAUGGAUGAAAAUGGAGAGCCACCAGCCAAGAGGGAGAAAACAGAGCUAAACCAGGCGUUCCAGGUGGGCUGCAUGCAGCCAGUGCUUGACAGUGGAGUACAGCAGAACCUCAUGAACCCAAUUCAUAAUGAGCACAUUGUUGCAACUACUCAGACUAUCAGACAAUGCAGUGCUACUGGAAAUACAUACACUGCAGUCUAAUAUGAAACCUCCCACCACUGACACACACCCCAUUAUGUUAGCCCUUUGGGUUUAAUA
Messenger RNA from Leptosomus discolor (cuckoo roller), 1758 nucleotides. The record is from RefSeq and is a predicted model, not a curated record. NCBI's taxonomy places the organism in Eukaryota, Metazoa, Chordata, Aves, Leptosomiformes, Leptosomidae.